AUGUUGACCGCACCAGCCGGCGUCCUGUCCUUGAGCCCUGCCCUAGCUAUCUCUAUCUCCCAGUCCCAGGCCGCGAGACGAGCGCCCAGCAGGAGAACGACCAAGGUCAUGUUUGAUUGGCCCAACAUCACAGUGCCCAGCUCUUCAGAGCAGGGCCUGAAACCAGGAGACGGGAAUCUGCAGAGGUCUACAUGUGUUCUGGGCUUCUUCCCUGUCAUCUAUUAUAGCUCCCUCCUCUGUGUGGGAGUACCAGUAAACAUACUGACUGCGGUGGCUCUAUCCCGGCUGGCAGCCCGUACUAAGAAGGCUAUGCAUGUGUACCUGCUGGCUCUUACCGGCUCUGACAUCCUCUCCCAGCUCUUCAUUAUCUUCGUGGGCUUUCUGCUAGAAACAGCUGUGUUCCACCGUGAAGUCCCCACCCUCCUGCUGCGCUCGGUUAGCAUGGCAGAGUUUGCUGCCAACCACGCAUCCAUCUGGGCCACCGUACCCCUAACCGUGGACCGCUACGUGGCACUGUGCCAUCCGCUCCUCCACCGCCAGAUCAGCUACCCGGCACGAGCGCGGCGGAUCAUCACCGUCGUCUUUUUCCUGGCGCUGUUGUCAGGCAUACCAUUCUUCUGGUGGUCUGACAUGUGGCGCGUCGCCCGCCCGCCCACCUCCCUGGACUCUGCCCUCAUAUGGACACACGUGACGAUAAUCUACUUCCUGCCGUGUAGCAUCUUCCUGGUUCUGAACUUGCUGAUCAUUCACCGGCUGCAGGCGCGGCAGAAACAGGUCCCGUGCCAGGAGGAGCGUGGUGGUAGCGGGGCCCGGAUGGCCCCUCGGCGGCGCCUGGGUAAGAGCACCGCCAUGCUGCUCGCCAUUACCUCUGCGUUCGCCAUCCUUUGGGCCCCCAGGACUAUAGUGGUCAUCUAUCAUCUAUACGUGUCCUCUGUCCACAAGGACUGGCGGGUCCACCUGGCCUAUGACCUGUCUAACAUGCUGGCCAUGCUCAACACUGCAGUCAACUUCUUCCUCUACUGUUUCGUCAGUAAGCCAUUCAGAGCGGCCGUGAGGGAUGUUCUGCUGCUCAGGGGUGGUCCGUUGUACCACCGAAGGAUAAUCCACAAUCAGCAGGCCCCCGCCAAAGCCUCUACGUCCUUGCUGUCUAGCGGGACAAACAAACGCUCACACCGAGACUACCAACCGCACCCCCCUAACACCCUGCAGGGCUAACGAGACCAUGUGACCCUGACCUUGAUCCUUAAUCCUGAGAUGAGACCCCUCUAAUUGAGACCAACCCCCUCGUCCACCCCAUCUCUCCAUCCCCUCUAUUAUGCCAUUCCUCCAGCCCAUGAACAAUGUGACUUUGACCUUAACUAUGGGACCUGACUAAUUGAGACAAACCCUGUACCCUCUUCCCUCCUCUUCCCUCCUAUUCCAUCCCUCUAUCCGUCCGCUCCAUCCCCCCAUUCCACUGUCCCCCCAACACCCCAUCCCACGGACUAAGUG
Salvelinus sp. IW2-2015 is the source of this 1491-nucleotide messenger RNA. RefSeq names its product G protein-coupled receptor 142 (gene gpr142). NCBI's taxonomy places the organism in Eukaryota, Metazoa, Chordata, Actinopteri, Salmoniformes, Salmonidae. Gene Ontology annotation, cellular component: plasma membrane. The record is from RefSeq and is a predicted model, not a curated record. Gene Ontology annotation, molecular function: G protein-coupled receptor activity. Gene Ontology annotation, biological process: G protein-coupled receptor signaling pathway.